CUUUUUUUCCAGAACAUAUUUGAAAUAUUUAAGGGAGCAACAUUCGUCAAACGCUCAAACAUAAGUUACUUAUUUCUACAUUCUAUACACAAAAUACAUUACAACAAUGUCUACGCCCAGAAGAAGAAUCGAAACUGACGUUAUGAAACUCUUAAUGAGCGACUAUGAAGUUACGUUAGUUAACGAUAAUAUGCAAGAAUUCUAUGUUCGUUUUCAUGGACCUAGUGAUACGCCUUUCAGUGGAGGGGUAUGGAAAGUACAUGUAGAGUUACCUGAUCAGUAUCCAUAUAAAUCACCUAGCAUUGGUUUUAUGAACAGAAUAUUUCAUCCCAAUAUCGAUGAAGUGAGUGGUUCUGUUUGUUUGGACGUCAUCAAUCAAACCUGGAGUCCAAUGUUUGAUAUGAUUAAUAUUUUUGAAGUCUUUCUUCCUCAACUACUCAGAUAUCCCAACCCAACAGAUCCUCUAAAUGGUGAAGCAGCUGCAUUAUUAAUGAGAGAACCCGCUAAAUAUGAUAUCAAAGUAAAAGAUUACGUUUCUAGAUAUGCUACAAAAGAAGCUGCUGACGCUGCAGCGGAUGAAAGUGAUGAUGAUGACGAUAUGAGUUCCGUAAACUUUGAUGAUUCCUCAGAGGAUGAAGCUGCUGGAAUGGAGCUGUAACCAUAUUUAUACAUAUCGCACUUUUUUUUAUUUUGAAAAUACACGCACCGCAUAUUUAUUCAUCCUCCCCUCUCCCUAUAACCGGAAUAUAUCGAAUCUGCCCGCCACUUCGCUCUACUGAAGACACACAUCGUUUAUAUACAUUUUCAGCCAUAACCACCCUCCCCAUUCUCCUAAUUUGUUACUCAGUAGUUCUACAUCUGUUAAUAAAUUGAAAGUAGCUAUAUAAUAACUCUCAAAUAGCUUAUUUAUGUUUGUUACGCAAAAAAAAAAAAUGAAAAUAAGAGACAGCAUGUUUGAGACUGACAAAACAGACCACCCAGUCAUAAUAUGCAAGUAUAGCACACAUUAGAAUAAAGCUAUCAGACUUAAUAAUUUGCUCCAUAUGAAAAUUUCAAAGAAC
Molecule: messenger RNA, 1061 nt
Organism: Mycotypha africana
Lineage: Eukaryota; Fungi; Mucoromycota; Mucoromycetes; Mucorales; Mycotyphaceae
Product: ubiquitin-conjugating enzyme/RWD-like protein
Exons: 6
Coding region: 107-658 (183 amino acids)
Biological process (GO): ubiquitin-dependent protein catabolic process; protein polyubiquitination
Cellular component (GO): nucleus
Molecular function (GO): ubiquitin conjugating enzyme activity
Source: RefSeq, a predicted model, not a curated record